AUGAGUCGUUGUUCGGAUGCUAUUAUAUGCGAAGCAAUUUUUGAUAAAGUUGUGCAUGAUAUUUCAAUAACUACCACGGAUUAUGUUGCAAUACUUGACGAUUCCGCGAAAUAUGGUGCUCAUUGUAAACAUUCCGAUAUAGAAUGUAUUGGAAACAUCCAAGAACUUUGUUUUCAACAUAUUUAUCCUAGUCAAUCAAUUUAUUUUUCAUUUCUCACUUGCCUUAAUUCCGAUCCAUCAAGAAUUGGUACUAAAAGUUGGGCGGAAAAAUGUACCCAAGAUGAGUGUGGUUUGGAUUAUGAUCCUAUUGAUAAAUGUGUUAAUAGUAAUUUGGGUAAAGAAUUAUUUAUAUCAAGUGUACAAAAAGCUUAUCGACGAAAUGUUACCAAAAGUUGUACCAUUUUUAUAAAUGGAAAAUUAAGAUGUAUAAGAGAUGGAAUUUGGUAUAAUUGUGAUGGUGGUUAUUCAGUAGAUGAUUUC
Diversispora eburnea is the source of this 480-nucleotide messenger RNA. The record is from the annotation of a GenBank genome assembly. Lineage: Eukaryota; Fungi; Glomeromycota; Glomeromycetes; Diversisporales; Diversisporaceae.